This is a messenger RNA of Quercus lobata, 4880 nucleotides long. RefSeq names its product CLIP-associated protein (gene CLASP). The record is from RefSeq and is a predicted model, not a curated record. Lineage: Eukaryota; Viridiplantae; Streptophyta; Magnoliopsida; Fagales; Fagaceae. Gene Ontology annotation, biological process: microtubule cytoskeleton organization. Gene Ontology annotation, cellular component: cytoplasmic microtubule. Gene Ontology annotation, molecular function: microtubule binding. Bases 287 to 4594 code for a protein of 1435 amino acids. The transcript is spliced from 20 exons.
ACCGCCCCCAACCACAUCAGUCUCAUCAUCUUCUUCCCCGUCAAUCUUAGUAAAGCAACACCAACCUUCACUCUCACUCUCACUCUCUCUCUCUCUCCUCUCUCCCUGUCUCUGUCUCUGUUUCUCUCUUUCUUUCUCUCUCCGCUUAAUUUAGCGGCUAACUCCUCCACUCUCUCUCUCUCUCUCACUCCCUCCCUCACCAACACUUUUGAUUUAUAAACCACGUCCAGAUCUGACUCUAAACACAGCAGAUCCAACCAGAACAACCAAAAAAUAAAAAAAUAAAAUGGAGGAAGCAUUAGAGCUCGCACGUGCGAAAGACACGAAAGAGAGAAUGGCCGGAGUGGAGCGCCUCCACUCGGUUCUAGAAAGUUCUAGAAAAACCCUAACGUCUUCGGAAGUAACCGCUCUAGUCGACUGCUGCUUAGAUCUCCUCAAGGACAACAACUUCAGAGUCUCCCAAGGCGCGCUCCAAGCUCUGGACUCCGCCGCCGUCCUCUCCGGCGACCACUUCAAGCUCCACUUCAACACCGCCCUCGUCCCCUCCGUCGUCGAGCGCCUCGGCGACGCCAAGCAGCCCGUCCGCGACGCCGCCCGGCGGUUCCUCCUCACGCUCAUGCAGGUCUCUUCUCCGACCAUAAUUGUCGAGAGAGCGGGGUCUUAUGCCUGGAAUCACAAGAGUUGGAGAGUGAGAGAAGAGUUCGCUCGGACUGUCACUUCGGCUAUCGCGCUCUUCGCCGCUACCGAGCUUCCUCUUCAGCGCGCUAUUCUUCCUCCGAUUUUGCAGAUGUUGUCUGAUUCCAAUCCUGGUGUUAGAGAAGCCGCUAUUCUGUGCAUUGAGGAGAUGUAUGCACAGGCUGGACCUCAAUUCCGUGAUGAACUUCAGCGCCAUAAUCUUCCUUCAUCCAUGGUGAAAGAUAUCAAUGCCAGGCUAGAGAGGAUAGAACCACAAAUUCGCUCUUCAGAUGGAGUUACUGGCAAUUUUGCUGCAGGAGAGAGUAAACCUGCAAGCCUGAACCCCAAGAAAAGUAGUCCAAAGGCCAAGAGUUCCUCAAGGGAGACAUCUCUUUUUGGAGCAGAAGGAGAUAUUACUGAGAAACCUGUAGACCCUAUUAAAGUAUACUCAGAGAAGGAGCUAAUACGGGAAAUUGAGAAGAUUGCUUCUACCCUUGUACCAGAAAAAGAUUGGUCUGUCCGAAUUACUGCGAUGCAGAGAGUUGAAGCCCUUGUUUUUGGAGGUGCUACUGACUAUCCAUGUUUCCGGGGACUCUUAAAGCAGCUUGUUGGCCCUCUAAGCAAUCAAUUAUCUGAUCGGAGAUCUAGCAUAGUGAAGCAGGCAUGCCAUCUAUUAUGCUUUUUGUCAAAGGAACUGUUGGGAGAUUUUGAGGGAUGUGCUGAAAUGUUCAUUCCGGUCCUUUUCAAGCUAGUUGUGAUCACUGUACUUGUAAUUGCAGAGUCUGCAGAUAACUGCAUUAAAACGAUGUUGCGUAACUGCAAAGUAGCCCGUGUGCUCCCUCGAAUAGCAGAUUGUGCAAAAAAUGAUCGUAACGCAGUACUUCGUGCAAGGUGUUGUGAAUAUGCACUGUUGAUAUUGGAACAUUGGCCUGAUGCACCUGAAAUACAGCGAUCGGCAGAUCUAUAUGAAGAUCUUUUAAGGUGCUGUGUUGCAGAUGCAAUGAGUGAGGUGCGAUCAACUGCAAGAAUGUGCUACAGAAUGUUUGCAAAAACUUGGCCAGAUCGUUCUCGCCGUUUAUUUUCAUCCUUUGAUCCUGUUAUUCAAAGGAUAAUAAAUGAAGAGGAUGGGGGCAUACACAGGCGACAUGCUUCCCCUUCCGUCCGUGAUAGAGGUGCACUGACAUCAUUUACCUCUCAAUCAUCUGCUCCCUCAAAUCUAGCAGGAUAUGGAACUUCUGCUAUUGUUGCAAUGGACAGAAGUUCAAAUUUACAGUCAGGGACAUCUCUUUCUGUUGGACUGCUGUCACAAACAAAGUCACUUAGUAAAGGUACUGAACGCAGUCUUGAAAGUGUCUUGCACGCGAGUAAACAGAAGGUCAGUGCAAUAGAAAGCAUGCUUAGAGGUUUGGAUUUGUCAGAGAAGCAUAAUUCUUCAACGCUUCGAUCAUCUAGUUUGGAUCUAGGAGUUGACCCUCCAUCGUCUCGUGAUCCACCGUUCCCUCCUGCUGUCCCAGCUUCUAAUCAUCUUACAAACUCUUUAAUGGCAGAAUCAACUGCUUCAAGUAACACUAAAGGUAGCAACAGAAAUGGUGGCUUAGUUUUGUCUGACAUCAUCACUCAGAUUCAAGCUUCCAAAGAUUCUGGGAAAUAUUCAUAUCGGGGUAAUGUGGCAACUGAGCCUUUGCCAGCAUUUUCAUCAUACCCAGCUAAGAGGUCUUCUGAAGAGAAUAAUGACAUAAGGGAGGCCAGGCGAUUUGUGAACCCCAACAUUGAUAGGCAGUAUGUGGAUACACCUUACAAAGAUGGGAACUUUAGGGAUUCACAGAACAGUUAUAUUCCCAAUUUUCAGAGGCCGCUUUUGAGAAAGCAUGUUUCUGGACGGAUGUCUGCAGGCAGGAGAAAGAGUUUCGAUGACAGCCAGCUGUCACUUGGGGAGAUGUCAAAUUAUGCAGAUGGUCCAGCAUCUCUAAAUGAUGCUCUGGGUGAGGGACUCAGUACAAAUUCUGACUGGUCUGCUAGGGUUGCUGCUUUCAAUUAUCUUCAUUCUCUGCUGCAACAAGGCCCUAAAGGUAUUCAGGAAGUAAACCAGAGUUUUGAGAAGGUAAUGAAGUUAUUUUUCCAGCACUUGGAUGAUCCCCACCAUAAAGUUGCACAGGCUGCUCUCUCAACACUUGCAGAUAUUAUUCCAUCUUGCCGAAAGCCAUUUGAGAGUUACAUAGAAAGAAUAUUACCCCAUGUUUUCUCACGUUUAAUUGAUCCAAAGGAAUUAGUUAGGCAAGCAUGCGCUACAACCUUGGAAAUUGUAAGCAAAACUUACAGUACAGAUUCUCUUUUACCCGCUUUGCUCCGUUCACUAGAUGAGCAGCGAUCACCAAAGGCCAAAUUAGCAGUUAUUGAGUUCGCUAUCAGUUCCUUUAACAAGCAUGCAAUGAGUUCCGAAGGCUAUGGUAAUAGUGGUAUUCUUAAGUUAUGGCUUGCUAAGUUGACUCCUUUGGUCCACGAUAAAAAUACCAAGCUUAAGGAAGCAGCUAUUACGUGCAUUAUAUCUGUUUACUCCCAUUUUGAUUCAACAGCCGUUCUGAAUUUUAUUCUUAGUUUAUCGGUUGAAGAACAGAAUUCCCUGAGACGUGCCCUUAAACAGCACACUCCUCGCAUUGAAGUGGACCUAAUGAACUUUUUGCAGAACAAGAAAGAGCGGCAGCGAUCUAAGUCCUCUUAUGAUCCAUUAGAUAUUGUUGGAACAUCUUCUGAAGAAGGAUAUAUUAGUGCAUCAAAGAAGAGUCAUUUCUAUGGAAGGUAUUCGGCUGGUUCUAUUGACAAUGAUGGUGGGAGGAAGUGGAGUUCUACUCAAGAAUCAACGCUGAUCUCUGGAAAUGUUGGCCAAACAGUUUCUGAUGUAGCUCAGGAGAACUUGUAUCAGAAUUUUGAUACUGGUUCUAACACUGAGGGUCUUAAUUCCAAAACCAAGGAUUUGCCUUACACGGUCAAUCCUACAGGUCAGAAUUUGGGCUCCUGGUCCACCCAGCUAGAAAAUGUUGACAAUAGCGUGAACUUGGAAGGUUUAUCUUCUCCUCGCCUGGACAUUAAUGGUCUGAUGAGCUCAGAUCGAUUGGGGGUCUUGGGCCAUGUUGAUGAAGCUCCAACUGAGUUGGACCUUAGCCAUUAUAAACCAAUAGCUGUAAAUAUUAAUGCUAUGCCGGACACAGGACCCAGCAUUCCUCAAAUUCUUCAUCUAAUAUGCAAUGGGAAUAAUGACAGCCCUGCUUCAAGUAAGCGUGGUGCACUUCAGCAGUUAAUUGAAGCUUCCACGGCUAAUGAUCACUCUAUUUGGACUAAGUACUUCAAUCAAAUAUUGACCGUUGUACUUGAGGUGUUGGAUGAUUCUGAUUCCUUAAUUCGGGACCUUGCGCUUUCAUUGAUUAAUGAAAUGCUCAAAAACCAGAAAGAUGCAAUGGAAGAUUCUGUUGAGAUAGUAAUUGAGAAGCUGCUUCAUGUUACGAAGGAUAUUGAUUCCAAGGUUUCAAAUGAGGCAGAGCACUGCUUGACUAUUGUUUUGUCUCAGUAUGAUCCUUUCAGAUGUUUAAGUGUUAUCGUCCCUUUAUUGGUUACUGAAGAUGAGAAAACUCUUGUUACUUGCAUAAACUGUUUGACCAAGCUUGUGGGCCGGCUCUCGCAGGAGGAACUGAUGGCUCAGUUACCCUCCUUUUUACCUGCUCUUUUUGAAGCAUUUGGAAAUCAGAGUGCAGAUGUUCGUAAGACUGUUGUUUUCUGUCUAGUGGAUAUUUAUAUCAUGCUUGGAAAAUCAUUCUUGCCUUACUUGGAGGGGCUUAACAGCACACAAUUGCGGUUGGUUACGAUUUAUGCUAAUCGAAUCUCACAGGCUCGGACAGGCACUGCAGUAGAUGCUAAUCAUGAUUAGCCAGUUGAUUCAGAAGGAUGUUGGUAUGGGGUGUUGGCUUAUUCAUUGUUGUGUAUUUUGUAUAUUGUGUGAAUGCAUUGCAGAGGCAGGUUUUCAUCUCUCCCCCACUUCGCUUAAUUUUUAAUAUAUAUUUUUAUCUACCAUUUUUCCCCCGGUUUGGUUGGUUUGUGGAAGUAGAGUGUUUUUGGUGGAAGCAAAUAUUGAAUUGUACUAUUGUGUCAAUAUUGUAAUCUACAUUUUUAGAACAUUAUCAUUUAUAUGGAAGGUUUUGGAAAUUUUUUUUUCC